GCCACAUCCCGUGAUGCCUUGCGGAUUGACCACGCCCCCUUCCUGCGAUCAGCUGUUUUCACGAGCCAACAUGGUGACCAAAGUAGAGUCCGCGGCCGAACUGGUGGCCAGAGCCGUGUCCACGUUCCGUGACCAGUACGGAGAGAAGCCGACGGUUGCAGUAUGCGGUCCCGGAAGGGUCAAUUUGAUCGGAGAGCACACAGACUACAACGAGGGCUUCGUCUUUCCUAUGGCCCUGCCCAUGGUGACAGUCGUUGUUGGGAGGAGGACAGACACAGGUGUUUGCCGUGUUCUCACCACGGCCCAGGAUGCAGAUGAACCCAAACAGGUGGAGUUCCCCGUCCCCAGUACUGACCACCCUCUGCAACCAGGGAAACCUGCCUGGGCAAACUACGUCAAGGGAGUCGUGGCCAACUUCAAGGGUGAAGUUAGUUUGUUUGACGCUGUGCUGGCCUCCUCUGUGCCCCUGGGAGGGGGUCUGUCCAGUUCUGCCUCCCUGGAAGUGGCAACGUACACAUUCCUGGAACAGCUCAACCCACAGCACUCCCCUGUAAGUCUGAAGGAGAAGGCUCUGGCCUGUCAGAAGGCUGAACAUGAGUUCCCAGGCAUGCCCUGUGGAAUCAUGGACCAGUUCAUCUCUGUCAUGGGCAAGGAGGGACAUGCACUUCUACUGGACUGCAGGUCCAUGGCUGCUGAGCUGGUUCCCCUGGACAAUCCUGAUGUGGUUGUCAUGGUAACCAACUCUAACGUGCGACAUGAGCUGACGGGGAGUGAGUACCCCACCAGGAGACGGCAGUGUGAGCAGGCAGCCGGCAUCCUCGCCAAGAACAGUCUCAGAGAGGCCUCCAUGGAAGAUCUGGAAGCUCAAGAGUCCAAGCUGGAACCUGUGGUCUUUCGUCGUGCCCGCCAUGUUAUCGGAGAGAUCCGCCGCACUACCGAGGCUGCCGACGCCCUCCGAGCUCGAGAUUACGCCAAGUUUGGAAAACUGAUGGUGGAAAGUCACAACUCACUUCGGGAUGACUAUGAGGUAAGCUGUGCAGAGUUGGACACCCUGGUGUCAGCAGCCAUGGAGUGUACCGGUGUGUACGGGUCCAGGAUGACUGGGGGAGGGUUUGGUGGCUGUACUGUCACCCUGCUGUCAGCUACAGCUGUACAGGACACCAUCAGUCACAUCAAGGAAAAGUACACAGGACAGCCCACAUUCUACAUCACCACACCAGCUGCAGGGGCAAGUGUGCUGCAGGUUCCAUAGAACAGCCAGCAACAAACCAGUGUGGCUAUAAUACAAACACUGCAAAGGGACAACCCCCAUUUUGUGUACUAAAAUCCCCAAAUGUUUGGCUUGAGACAGGGGAUAGUUGAAGAAAAGACUCAGAAAAAAAAUUGGAAAGGGGUAUGACCCAAAAUUAGAAGUCUGCAAAUUUUUUUAGUAAUUUUGGCAGGUCCGCUAGCUUGAAUGGUCAAAGAAGAUCUCCAAUGCAACAUUCGUCAACAUUCCCACAUACGGUAUCUAAAUUGUUCGUUCCUUGGCAAACAGUAUAACUGAAAACUCCUUCAGAGAAUGUAUAGACUGUUAAAUGACCUUGAUAUUGGAAAUUGUACUCAGGUAACAUUCCACUGAAUGAUAAUGAUUAUAAUACCUUUUAAAUGUCUUCCUACAAAGAGUGCCUUUCGCCAAAUAUGUACUACUACUAGUACUAGGCAGCAGAAAUAAGAUUCUGUACUCAAUUUUAGACUUUAAGUUUUAUUCUUUGUGUAAAAAGUUGGUAGUUUUAUGAUUUGGUGUGCUCUAUGCACAAUUAUGAUCAGUGCAAUUUAAUCAACUUUAUUAAACAAGUUACUAAAAUAUGAAUUCUCACUCCUUUACACAUUCAGUUUUUUUAGUAGUAAGACUAAAACACUGAGUACUGAUUCAAAGAUCAGAAAUUAUAUUUGCUUAUAUUUUCACAAGGUUCUGAUUUAUUGUUGCAAAAUGGUGUUACCCAAUAUGAAACCAUAUUAAUUUGCAUAUUGGAUUUGUUGCAUAUUGUAUGCAUAAGUAAUUUAUCAAUGCCAACUCUGUAGAAUAAAAUCUGAGAAC
Molecule: messenger RNA, 2080 nt
Organism: Branchiostoma belcheri (Belcher's lancelet)
Lineage: Eukaryota; Metazoa; Chordata; Leptocardii; Amphioxiformes; Branchiostomatidae
Product: galactokinase-like
Exons: 8
Coding region: 14-1252 (412 amino acids)
Biological process (GO): carbohydrate phosphorylation; galactose metabolic process
Cellular component (GO): cytoplasm; cytosol
Molecular function (GO): ATP binding; galactokinase activity
Source: RefSeq, a predicted model, not a curated record